Molecule: messenger RNA, 3175 nt
Organism: Ornithorhynchus anatinus (platypus)
Lineage: Eukaryota; Metazoa; Chordata; Mammalia; Monotremata; Ornithorhynchidae
Gene: PKN1
Product: protein kinase N1
Exons: 22
Coding region: 99-2942 (947 amino acids)
Biological process (GO): signal transduction; protein phosphorylation
Molecular function (GO): small GTPase binding; ATP binding; protein serine/threonine kinase activity
Source: RefSeq, a predicted model, not a curated record
AUAGGAAAGAGGAAGUAGCAGAUGUAGUGCGGGGGCCUGGGGUGCAGGAAGAGGGUGGAGCCCGAACCACAGCCCAGAGACCCCCCCAGGGACUCAGGAUGGCAGAAGCGGAGCCCCCCGCCGAACAGGACCCGGAGAGCGAGCCAGGAAACUGGUCAGUGCUGGAGCAGCUGGGGCUGGCAGGGGCCGACCUGGCAGCCCCCGGGGUACAGCAGCGCCUGGAGGCGGAGGUGGAACGGCUGCGGAGGGAGAUCCGCAAAGAACUGAAGCUGAAGGAGGGGGCGGAGAACCUGAGGCGGGCGACCACCGAUCUGGGCCACAGCCUGGGCCCUGUGGAGCUGCUGCUCAGGGGCUCGGCCCGCCGCCUGGACCUGCUGCAUCGUCAGCUGCAGGAACUGCAUGCACAUGUGGUGCUGCGCGAGCCUGACCAGCCCGAAGAUGCCCCCCAGUCUCCUGGCAGCCUCAGCUGUUCAACCGCCAGCCUGAACCGGGUGGCUGGGCUGGAGAAGCAGUUGAACAUCGAGCUCAAGGUGAAACAAGGUGCCGAGAACAUGAUCCACAUGUACAGCAACGGUAGCACCAAGGACCGAAAGCUGCUGCUGACGGCCCAGCAGAUGCUGCAGGAUAGCAAGACCAAGAUUGAUAUCAUCCGUAUGCAGAUCCGCAAGGCCUUGCAAGCUGGCCAGCUGGAGAGCCAGGGCCCGACGGAGGAGAGCCAGGGAGGCCCUGACCUGGGAGCAGUGGAGCUGCGCAUUGAGGAGCUGCGGCACCAUUUUCGGGUGGAGCACGCUGUGGCCGAGGGCGCCAAGAAUGUCCUGCGACUGUUGAGUACUGGCAAGGGCUCCGACCGGCGGGCUCUCUCUGAGGCCCAGGCAAAACUGACAGAGUCAAGUCAGAAGCUGGAGCUGCUGCGGGAGGCGCUGGAGCGGCGCCUGAGCGAGCUCCCCCAGGAACAUCCCAAGGGACGACUGCUACGGGAAGAGCUGGCCAUGGCCACCUCGCCAGCUUUCAGUGCCCGGCACAGUGGCCCCUUCCCCUCCACCCACUACAGCACCCUCUGCAAGCCCUCGCCCCUCACAGGGACCUUGGAAGUACGGGUGCUGGGCUGCAGGGGCCUGCCAGAGAGUACCCCUAGGAGCCCACCCCCUGCCACAGGGGGCCCUGGGGCCUCUGACACCCGCACCUCCUUCUUGAGCCGCCCAGCCCGGGGCCUCUACAGCCGCAGCGGAAGCCUCAGUGGAAGAAGUAAUUUCAAGACCGACGAGCCCACCAACGAGGUCAGCGCUGUGCUGAAGCUGGACAACACAACUGUGGGGCAGACGUCCUGGAAGCCGUGGGGCCCAAAUGCCUGGGACCAGAGCUUCACCCUGGAGCUGGAGAGGGCCCGCGAGCUGGAGAUCUCUCUAUUCUGGCGGGAUCAGCGGGGCCUCUGUGCCCUCAAGUUCCUCAAGCUGGAGGAUUUUCUGGACAACCAGCGGCAUGAGGUGCAUCUGGAGCUAGAGCCGCAGGGCACGCUACUGGCAGAGGUCACCUUCUUCAACCCAGUAAUUGAGCGGAUCCCCCGGCUCCGGAGGCAAAAGAAAAUCUUCUCCAAGCAGCAGGGGAAGGCGUUCCUGCGGGCCCGCCAGAUGAACAUUGACAUCGCCACCUGGGUUCGGUUGCUGCGGCGUCUCAUCCCCAAUGCCAACGCCACGGGCACAUUCAGCCCCGGAGCCCCUCCCCCUGCCGAGCCCCGGCACGCAGGCGACAUCUCCGUUGAGAAGUUGAACCUGGACUCUGACAGCGCCUCGCAGAAGAGUCCCCCGGACGAGCCCUCACUCAGCCUGCCCCCCAGCCCGGGUCCUGGGAGUCAGGACGCUGACCAACCUCCCGAGCUGACACCUGAUGACAAGGGACCCCCCAGCUCCAAUCUAUGCAGCCCCCUGAGGAAGUCUCCGCUGAGCCUGGAGGACUUCAAGUUCCUGGCAGUUUUGGGCCGAGGACAUUUCGGGAAAGUGCUGCUCUCCGAAUUCCUGCGCACCGGGGAGUUAUUUGCCAUCAAGGCCCUGAAGAAAGGAGACAUCGUGGCCCGGGAUGAAGUGGAGAGCCUAAUGUGUGAGAAGCGGAUCCUGGCAGCAGUGACAGGCGCUGGCCACCCCUUCCUGGUGAAUCUGUUCGGCUGCUUCCAGACACCAGAGCACGUCUGUUUUGUGAUGGAGUACACGGCAGGGGGCGACCUCAUGCUACAUAUCCACAGCGAUGUCUUCUCCGAGCCCCGCGCAGUGUUUUACUCGGCCUGUGUGGUGUUGGGGCUUCAGUUCCUGCAUGACCACAAGAUUGUCUACAGAGAUUUGAAACUGGACAACCUGUUGCUGGAUACAGAGGGUUAUGUUAAGAUCGCUGAUUUCGGACUCUGCAAGGAGGGCAUGGGCUUCGGAGAUCGGACCAGCACAUUCUGUGGGACCCCGGAAUUCCUGGCACCAGAGGUGCUGACAGAUACAUCUUACACCAGGGCUGUGGACUGGUGGGGGCUGGGCGUGCUGCUCUACGAGAUGUUGGUGGGAGAGUCCCCUUUCCCAGGGGAUGAUGAGGAGGAGGUGUUUGACAGCAUCGUCAAUGAUGAAGUGCGCUACCCUCGCUUCCUAUCCACUGAGGCCAUCGGCAUCAUGCGCAGGCUGUUACGACGGAACCCAGAACGACGUCUGGGUUCAAGUGAGCGAGAUGCUGAGGAUGUGAAAAAGCAGCCGUUCUUCCGGACCCUGGACUGGGAGGCACUGCUAGCCCGACGCCUGCCUCCCCCGUUUGUGCCGGUGAUCACGGGGCGCACUGAUGUCAGCAACUUUGAUGAGGAGUUCACAGGGGAGGCGCCCACCCUGACCCCACCCCGGGAGCCCAGGGUGCUCACUCCAGCUGAGCAGGAUGCCUUCGCGGACUUCGACUUCGUCUCAGGGGGCUGCUGCUAGCCCUCCUCUGCUCGGGGCGCCGCCCGCGGGAAUGAGGGGACACUUCCCCUUACCCUCGGGUCUGGCCAGAUCCCAGGAAGAAGGUGGUCUGAGACCUUCUCUGCCUUGGGGCCUGUGCCCCCGCCCCUCCUGCCCUCCUUCCCUCGAAAGGACAGUGAACUUCUCUUCCCCUUCACUCGACCUACUUCCCUGCCAUUUGUAGUUUUUAAAAGACCUUCUGGGUUUGCCCUCUA